AAUUAGUCGAUAGAACAUAUAAAUAUAUUUAAAAAAGGAUGCAGAGAACAAAGAAGCAUAGUUUUGGAAAGAGGACCAAACAAAUAUUUUUAACAUAGCAUAUGUAUGAAAUUUUGACCGUAACACAUUAUCGGUCCACCCCCUAUAUUAAUUGAAAGAUAUUUCAAAUUUGGAUUAGACGUAAUGAUACGUUUUUGAUCUAUGUAACAUUAAAUACAUUCCUUUUGAAACUAACCGAAUUAGUCGAUAAAACAUAUAUAAAGUAUAUUUAAAAAAGUAUGCAGAGAACAAAAAAAACAUAGUUUUGGAAAGAUGACCAAACAAAUAUUUUAAACAUAGCAUAUGUAUGAAAUUUGGACCGUAACACACGAUUGGUCCACCCCUAUAUAAAUUGGAAGAUAUUGCAAAUUUGGAUUAGACAGAAUACGUUUUUGAUCUAUGUAACAUUAAAUAUAUUCCUUUUGAAACUAACCGAAUUAGCCGAUAAAACAUAUAAAAAGUAUAUUCUUAAAAGGAUGAAGAGAACAAACAAGCAUAGUUUUGGAAGAGAACCAAAUAAGUAUUUUAAAUAUAGAAAAUGUAUGAAAUUUGGACUGUAACACAUGAUCGGUUAACCCCUUAUAUUAAUUGGAAGAUAUUUCAAUUUUGGAUUAGACAAUACGUUUUUCAUUUAUCUAACAUUAAAUACAUUCCUUUUGAAACUAACUGAAUUAGCCGAUAAAACAUAUAUAAAGUAUAUUUAAGAAAAUAAGCAGAGAACAAAAAAGCAUAGUUUUGGAAAGAGGACCAAACAAAUAUUUUAAAGAUAGCAUAUGUAUAAAAUUUGGACCGUAACACACGAUCGGUCCACCUCCUAUAUUAAUUGGAAGAUAUUUCAAAUUUGGAUUAGACAGAAUACGUUUUUGAUCUAUGUAAUAUUAAAUAUAUUCCUUUUGAAACUGACUGGAUUAGCUGAUAGAACAUAUAAAAAAAUAUAUUUAGAAAAAGAUGCAGAGAACAAAGAAACAUAGUUUUGGAAAGAGGACCAAACAAAUAUUUUAAACAUAGCAUAUGUAUGAAAUUUGAACUGUAAUAUACGAUCGGUCCACCUCCUAUAUUAAUUGGAAGAUAUUUCAAAUUCGGAUCAGACAUAAUGAUACUUGUUUGAUCUACGUAACAUUAAAUACAUUCCUUUUAAACUAAUCAAAUUAGCCGAUAGAACAUAUAAAAAAUAUAUUUUUAAAAGGACCCAGAGAAUAAAGAAACAUAGUUUUGGAAAGAGGACCAAACACAUAUUUUAGACAUAUCAUAUGUAUGAAAUUUGGACCGUAACACACGGUCGGUCCACCCCUGUAAUAAUUGGAAGAUAUUUCAAAUUGGGAUCAGCCAAAAUGAUAUGUUUUUGAUCUAUGUAACAUUAAACACAUUCCUUUUGAAGCUAACCGAAUUAGCCGAUAGAACCUAUAAAAAUUAUAUUUUUAAAAGGAUACAGAGAUAACGAAGCAUAGUUUUGGAAAGAGAACCAGAAAAAUAUUUUAAACAUAGCAUAUGUUAUGAAAUUUGGACCGUAACACACGAUCGGUCCACCCCUUAUAGUAAUUGGAAGAUAUUUCAAAUUUGGAUCAGACAGAAUGAUACGUUUUUGAUCUAUGUAACAUUAAACACAUUCCUUUUGAAAAUAACCGAAUUAGCCGAUAGAACCUAUAAAAGUAGAAUUUUAAAAGAAUACAGAGACAACGAAGCAUAGUUUUGGAAAGAGGACCAAACAAAUAUUUUAAACAUAAUAUAUGUUAUGAAAUUUGGACCGUAACACACUACUGGUCCACCCUUUAUAGUAAUUGGAAGAUAUUUCAAAGUUGGAUCAGACAAAAUGAUACGUUUUUGAUCUAUGUAACAUUAAACACAUUCCUUUUGAAACUAAAUGAAUUAACCGAUAGAAACUAUAAAAGUAUAUUUUUAAAAGGAUACAGAGAUAACGAAGCAUAGUUUUGGAAAGAAAACUAGAAAAAAUAUUUUAAACAUAGCAUAAGUUAUGAAAUUUGGACCGUAACACACGAUCGAUCCACCCCUUAUAGUAAUUGGAAGAUAUUUUAAAUUUGGAUCAGAUAGAAUGAUAUGUUUUUGAUCUAUGUAAUAUUAAAUAUAUUCAUUUUAAAACUAACUGAAUUAGCCGAUAGAACAUAUAAAAAGUAUAUUUUUAAAAAGAUGCAGAGAACAAAAAAAAUCAUAGUUUUGGAAAGAAGACCAAGCAAAUAUUCUGAAUAUUUUAAAAUAGUAAAUAUAAAAUCCAAAAGUUAAUGUUAUGAUCUUAUAUGAUUUGUUGUUAUGUUUUUAAGAACAUAUAUAGACAUAUAAAGCUACCUAUAAAACUGGAUCCCAACAAAUGAAAACAAUAGAUCUGAGAGUAGAUAACCACAAAACUUUUACAUACUAUGUUUGUUUUUAUUUUAUAGAAAUGUAUAGAAAGAGAAUAUGACUGGUUAUAUGUUAUGUUUGACCGUAUAAAAACAAACCAUUUUCAUAUAAGUCUAAAGAUAUAUGAUUCCUAGUAGAUUUGAAUGAAAAAGAAGUACCAUAAUAGCUACUAAUGAUUUAUAUGAAAAUUAAUUUGAUUUUGGUAAGGAGGACACGUAUUGAAAGAAAAACUUUAUAAGCCGUUUAAAAAAGAAAAGCAACGGGAAAAAGAAAGUCAAAAAGACAAAUGUGUUAAAAAUGGCAAGGAAAGUAGAGAGGGUGGACUUACACGAACAGAACACAGCAGGGCAGUUUCGUCAUGUCUGAAAAGACGUCUCGACGCCUAUAAAAAGGCAAGAGAGCCUCACCGGCAAUCUCAUAUUCACGCACGCGUAUCCAAUAAUCUUUUCAUCUUCACCGUUUCAUACGUAACUUCUUUACGACCCCCUCCCUCUCUCUCUCUCCUUUUCUCUCUUUCGUUUCUCCGGCGAGUGUGCAAGAUGCUGAAGGUGCCGGAUUCAAGCAACAAGAACAGGGUGUCUCCCUACCCGCUUCGCUCUUGUCGGAGCAAGAAACAAAAGGAAGCCGAGUCACCUCUCGAGCCAGAGAACGUGAGUGAAUGGGAGGAUGUGAGGUGUGUGAUCUGCAUGGAGCCGCCGCACAAUGCCGUCCUCUUGCAGUGCUCUUCCUUCUCCAAAGGCUGCCGCGCUUACAUGUGUGACACAAGCGCGCGUCACUCCAACUGCUUCAAGCAGUACCGCAGGAACAAGAAGAACGCAAGCCGCUGCAGCAGUGGCAAGACUCUGAGCUGUCCGUACUGCAGAGGAGAGGUUGACGGGACGAUGAAGUCUACGAGCGCACGGAGGUUCAUGAAUGCGAAACCGAGGUGCUGUUCUAUGGACAAGUGCGAGUUCUCUGGGACUUACUCUCAGCUGAAGACUCACUUGAAAGCUGCGCAUCCGGGUUUCACACCUCCGAAGAUGGAACCUUGGGAGCAUCUCCACAUGUGGGAGGAAGUGGAAAGAGCGGAGUUCAUUGAGAUGAUCAACGCUCGUCAGAGAUGGGAAGCGGAGCAGAGAUUGUUGGCUGAACAUCACUACCAGGUUCCACACCAUCAUCAUCAUCCCAUGAUUGAUCUCAACCUUGAUGCUUUCAUGCACGAUGUUUUCGUUGGUGUGAGGGGACAAGCAAGUGCCCCCAGUUACCCGGCUUACAUGUCCCAACUUGACUUCCAUGGAGCCAUGUAUCCUAGGUGGACUCCGUGAAGAAGAUUUCUCGUAGUGCCGAUCAAAGUUUUGAUGUCUCUUGAUUCUUUUAUCCAAAAUGUAUUCUCAGUGUUUAGGUUUUAUAGUGACAUCAGCUCUUGUUCUAGGCAUAAGUUUUUUACUUUUUGUUUGUAUUAAUGUUUAUGUUUAGUCAAGUCUUCAAUAGAAUUUGUCUAAAUAAAAAAAAAAUCACAUUUUUUCAUACUUAA
Molecule: messenger RNA, 3907 nt
Organism: Brassica rapa (field mustard)
Lineage: Eukaryota; Viridiplantae; Streptophyta; Magnoliopsida; Brassicales; Brassicaceae
Source: RefSeq, a predicted model, not a curated record